UUUGCUUGUAAAUUUGCACUAUUACUUUUGUCAGCUCAAGUACAUUCAAGAGUUCCAGAGAGAGAAAGCGGCUUUUGAAAAGAACAUGGCAAGAUUCAAGGAAGACCACCCAGAUUUAAUUGAGGAGAGAAAGAAGUCAGACCUCCCAGAGAAACCCAAGACCCCACAGCAGCUAUGGUACAACCAUGAGAAGAAGACCUACAUGAAAGUUCACCCAGAGGUAAGCCAGAAGGAGCUGAAGGAAGCAUUACGCAAACAGUGGUCCCAAUUAUUAGACAAAAAGAGGCUAAAAUGGAUCAGCAAAGCUCUAGAGCUGCAGAAACUCUAUGAGGACAGCAUGAGAGUGUAUUUUGAAGCUCAUCCGGAUGCAAACUCCGAGGAACACAUCAAAUCUGUCCUGACCAAGGCUGAACGGCAGCUCAAGGACAAGUUUGAUGGCCGGCCAACCAAACCACCACCAAAUGGCUAUUCUAUGUACUGUGCUGAACUAAUGGUAAACAUGAAGGACGUGCCAAGUACGGAGCGAAUGGU
Sinocyclocheilus anshuiensis is the source of this 531-nucleotide messenger RNA. RefSeq names its product nucleolar transcription factor 1-A-like. The transcript is spliced from 5 exons. The record is from RefSeq and is a predicted model, not a curated record. The annotation marks the transcript as partial. Lineage: Eukaryota; Metazoa; Chordata; Actinopteri; Cypriniformes; Cyprinidae.